ACCACCACCACCACGCCCGCCUCGCUCCGCCCUUCCGCCUGACCACAGCCUCGCCUCAGCGCCGCACACGCCUGCUACGCCGGCACACCCCGCCCGCGCCGUCUGCUCCGCACCUGCGCAGCCGCGCGGCCGGCCCGCCGCUGCUGCUGCCGCCAUGUCGCUCGUCUCGCCCGCGUGGAUCGCGCACGACAAGGAGGGCGACGGCGGCACGACGAAGCGCAGCACCAUCUUCAGCGUGCACGUGCAUCCCGACGGCAGCCGCGUGGCGACGGCGGGCCUGGACUCCAAGAUCCGCAUCUGGGCCACGGCGCCCAUCCUCGACGCGGCGCUCGAGGCCGACACGAGCGCCAACCGCCUGCUCUGCACGCUCUCGCGCCACACCGGCUCGGUGCUCGUCGUGCGCUGGUCGGCGUCGGGCCGCUUUCUCGCCUCGGGCUCGGACGACACGAUUGCGCUGAUCUGGGAUCUCGACCCGACGGGCCUCUCAGGCGGCGCCUCGUUUGGCGCCGCACCGUCCGAGGUCAACAUCGAGGCGUGGCGCCCGCACCGCCGCCUGGCGGCGCACGAGUCCGACGUCGUCGAUCUGGCGUGGUCGCAGGACCUCGACGACACGUACCUCGCCACCGUCGGCCUCGACUCGGCCGUGUACAUCUGGGCCGGCGCGCGGACCGCCGGCGGCGGCGCGUUUGAGCGCAUCCGGCGCAUCGACUCGCACGCCGGCUUCGUCAAGGGCGUCGUGUGGGACCCGCUCGGCAAGCUGCUGGCGACGGCGUCGGACGACAAGACGCUGCGCAUCUGGCGCGUCUCGGACUGGGGCGAGGAGGCCAGCAUCACCAAGCCGUUCGAGACGAGUCCGAGCACCGUCUUCUUCACGCGGCCAAGCUGGUCGCCCGACGGUGCGCAUGUGCUCUGCGCCAACGCCAUGUCCGGGCCGGUGUUCGUCGCGGCCGUCGCGCACCGCCGCGACUGGAACAGCGACAUUUCGCUUGUCGGCCACGAGAACAGCAUCGCCGUGACGGCCUUCUCGCCCCGGCUGUUCAAGAAUCGCAACCCCAACGAGGACGGCCAGCCGUGCACCGUGAUGGCGCUCGGCUCGCUCGACCAGAGCGUCAGCGUGUGGAUCACUGGCCAGCCGCGCCCGCUGCUCGUGGCGCGCGACGUCUUUGAGCGGCAGGUGAUGGACCUCAGCUGGUCCUCCGACGGCCUGACGCUCUACGCCUGCUCGGCCGACGGACGCAUCGCCGUGUUCAUCUUCACCGAGGAGUUUCUCGCGCCGCUCGCCUCGGAUGAGGCGCUCGAGGUCGCGCGCCAGUCGUGGGGCUGGCAGAAGACGUCGCGCGCCGCCUCGCAGGCCUCGGUGGCACCGAGCGUGUCGUCGGGCACGAUGGAGCGGCCUAACGUGCUGAUGGCUCGCAAGCGCGGCGGCGUGCCGCCGGCCUCCAAGGCAGGCGGGCUGCCGGCGCCGGCUGCUGCUCGUCCCGCGCGUCUGGUGCAGGUCAUCACGCGCGACGCCAAGGGCCGCCGUCGCAUCCGCCCGACGCUUCUGUCCGGCGAAGAUUCCAGCGCCGACGACGGCUUUGCGCACCAGGACAUGGACAUCGACAUGUCGAUCGGCGCCAGCGCCGCCGAUCUCGGCUUCAAGCGCCCGGCCGAGGAGGAGCUGGCCGCCGACGCGCGUCCGCAGCACCGCCAGCGCGACGUCGGACGCACCCUCGGCGGCGAGCUCGCACGCACGGCCGCGGGCCCGGCCGUGGCGCUGCGCGGCGCUACUUUCGCCGGCGGCAGCGUGGCAGCCGACGGUGCACAGAUGCUGCCGACGCCCGCGCUGAUGAGCGUGUACCGCCGGGAGCGGCCAGAGGGCACGCUUGAGGCGCGCAACUCGGACGGCGCGCAGCCCACGCAGCUCGUCCAGAUGGACCCGGCCGGCCGCGUGCUGUGGCUCGAUGUGCUCCCCGCGCCGGUGCUGCUUGCAACCAGCACGGCGCAGUUUGCCGCCGCGGCGCUCGACGACGGCUCGCUCGUGCUGUACACGGCCAAGGGCCGCCGCAGCGCGACGCUGCAGCUCGAUGCGCCGUGCUACCGGCUCGAGGCGGCGCGCUCAACGCUCGUGGCGGUGACGACGUCCGGCCUCGUGCACCGCUGGGACGUGCCCGGCGACCGCGAGCUGCACCGGCCCGUGUCGCUGCGCGGCCUGCUAGCGCCCGGCGGCGACGCGCUGCUGCAGUUCUGGGUGCACAGCAACGGUGCGCCUGUGCUGCUGCUGCGCAACGAGACGGCCUACACGCUCGACGCGCGCAAGCUGGCGUGGGUGUGCAUCGCCUCGAGCUGGUGGGCCGACAGCAGCGCGCUUUGGGACGUGCGCGGGCGGCGCGGCGCCGGCGAGUCGAGUGCUGCGGCGCGCGAGCCCGUCAAGGCGCUCGAGGUCGAGAUCAACGACUUGGUCCUAUCGCGCGGCACGACGGGCCAGCGUGCGCACGCGGCAGUGCCGGCCGGCGCGCCGGGCGCCGAGGAGCUAGCCGUGUCGUGUGCGCUGCGGCACCUCGAGACGCGCAUGCUGGCGGCGACGCUGCUCGACUCGCCGGGCGAGUACCGCGUGCACCUGCUGGCGUAUGCGCGCAAGCUUGCCGACGAGGGCAUCCGCAACCAGGCCGAGGACCUGUGCAAGAGUCUCUGCGGCCCAGUGUACUACAAGCCGGGCAUGCCCGAGACGUGGGAGCCGACGGUGCUCGGCCUCGCCAAGCGCGACCUGCUGGCCGACGUGCUCAAGGCGAUGGGCAAGUCGCGCCUGCUGCUCGGCCUCGUGCAGACGUACCAGGAGCUGCUGCGUGCCAUUGCGGCGCCGUGAGGCAGCCGUGCCGUGCCGUUCCGUGUGUGUCACCUGUUACCCUGUAUCAACCAUGCCGUGGCGCAUCCC
Tilletiopsis washingtonensis is the source of this 2914-nucleotide messenger RNA. Its product is annotated as WD40 repeat-like protein. Gene Ontology annotation, biological process: chromatin remodeling; regulation of DNA-templated transcription; DNA-templated transcription. NCBI's taxonomy places the organism in Eukaryota, Fungi, Basidiomycota, Exobasidiomycetes, Entylomatales. Bases 155 to 2845 code for a protein of 896 amino acids. The transcript is spliced from 9 exons. Gene Ontology annotation, molecular function: protein binding; nucleosome binding. Gene Ontology annotation, cellular component: nucleus; HIR complex. The record is from RefSeq and is a predicted model, not a curated record.